AUGAAACUUCAAAACAUCAUCCUUUACUGUUCAUUCCUCGCUGCGGGCCAGGCCCAGUAUGCUGGUGUUUGUCCCGAGAAGGAUGGACAGAUUGAGGAAAUAAACCCUGGAUAUAAUGUGAAGUACAAAUGUGGUUGGCUUGGUCCACAUGGAGGAAAUACUUUCCCGAACAUCAACACUCCCCAGGCUUGUGCGCAGCUCUGCCAGGACAAGCCUGAUUGCACUGGAAGCUCCUGGCAAUCCGUCCAGAAAAAAUGUGUCCUUAGUGGCAGCCAAAACGGUCAAGCCCGUGCCAACGUCCUUUGGAUGGAGGUGGUUGAGUCAGAGGACCCGUUCCCAGAAGAUACAGAAGAUAAUAAUCCCUUCCCUGAAGAAGACUGCGCCAGCGAGGUGGAGGCUUGCCAGGAGCAGAACGCAGCUUGUCAGGAGCAGAACGCAGCUUGCCAGCAGCAGAAGAAUGCGUGGAGCAAGAAGCAGAAUGCACUGGACCAGUGCCCCAGAAGGGAUGGCAAAACUUUCAAGCAGGGAGGUAUCACCUACAAGGUUCAUUGCUUCAAACGUGGCAAGGGCUUCUCUGACUAUCAGAUGACCGAACAUGGAUUCACCGAUUGUUUGAACGCCUGUUCCAGCGAUUCGCAGUGCAAAGCUGUUCAUUACAUCAUCAAUUCUUCCCAACCCUGCAAGAUGCUCGGCCAAAUCAGCCACACUCAGGAGCCCGAACAUAGUUCAUCUCCACAGAUUGCACUUAUCCCAACCACGCCCAAAUAA
This is a messenger RNA of Penicillium canescens, 768 nucleotides long. RefSeq lists its product as uncharacterized. The record is from RefSeq and is a predicted model, not a curated record. The transcript has a single exon. Lineage: Eukaryota; Fungi; Ascomycota; Eurotiomycetes; Eurotiales; Aspergillaceae. Bases 1 to 768 code for a protein of 255 amino acids.